AUGUCCAAGGCACUUGCAGACCAAGCCGAACAACACAAACAACACAAUCUCGACAACUUUGUCCAGAUCCUCAGUCAUCUCAAUGGCCUCCCUGCUAUGCUCGAGCACAUCGGCUCUAUGCCCGACAUUGUCGCCUUGAACCAAACCAUUGGCCAACAAUCGCAACAGAUCGCUGAUCUCGAGGCCCGUCUCGCAGCUUCGGAAGCCGCACACAAGGAAGAGGCCACAGCCCACACAAGCACAAGAGAAGAAGUCACGCAGCUCAAAGCAGCUUCCGACUCCAAGGACGAACGCAUUUCUCAUCUCAAGUCUCUUCUGGGCAACAUCGACCAAGACGUCAAGGACGCUCGUGGCGCACUGGAAACAAAGGAUCUUGAGAUUUCCAACUUGAAGACCGAACUCUCCAAGCUGAACUCGCUCGUCGCCUUCCAAGACCAGGAACACGCUGCCCUGAGCGACUCCAUUACAGCCAAGGACGACGAGAUCAAGCAACUGCAUGAAGGUCUCGCUGGCAACGACGCCGAGCUCGCACACACAAAGACGGUCCUUGCUCAACUGGAUGCUCAGAUAGAGUCUAAGAACCAGGAGCUGCACUCUCUACGCACCGCCAACGAGCUGACCUUCCGCCAACUGCUCGAGUCGCAAACAGCCAGCAUGGAACAUCUCUUCCAACAGCAGACCCACACUACCGAUGCCCUGACCCAGCAAAUCGUCGAACUGAAGCAACAGAUCCGUCUCCAGCAACACUUGGAGAUUCCCAACACCCUCCUACCUCCAACCCUGUCAGCCCUGCUGUUUCGAUGGCAAGCGCUAGCUGGGGUAUGCCCGGCUUUGGCAUGUUUGGCGGCAAGAAACCCAAGAUGCACAAGCGUUCUCAGAGCCAGAUUGUCGUCAAGGCUCCCCACAAGUUUGAUGUGCCUGUGCCCACCAUGCUUUGAGUUGCCUGAAACACAAGCACCUGUACCUCUUCUCGUUUUUUGUACCCUCUUUCUCUGA
This is a messenger RNA of Aureobasidium musti, 996 nucleotides long. NCBI's taxonomy places the organism in Eukaryota, Fungi, Ascomycota, Dothideomycetes, Dothideales, Saccotheciaceae. The record is from the annotation of a GenBank genome assembly.